AUGGCCACCUCAACCGAGUCCGCAGACGUCCCAACCGCCAUGGAUCAUGAGGAGGUUGUUUCUCCAAAGACAAAGACUGCCACCUUUGAGAUCGCCGAGGGCCCUUCCAUGGGUCCAAUGAGCAGCGUUCUCACGGCACGCGCCGAUCCCGAUGCGCAGACGACAGUAACCGACUUCCUCGACUUCACGGAAUACCUGCCCGCCGACAUGAUGCGCUCCCUCACGCUCGUGGGCCAGCUGGAUCAGAGAUAUGCCGAUGCCUCACACAAGGUCGAUGACUUGACGACAGUAUGGGGCCAGCUUCCAGGCUUACCGGCCCAUGAGCGCCCAUCGCCGGUGCAGCUGCGCGCUGACAUCUCGGAGCACUUGAGGCAAGCGCUGGAUUCGCGCAUUUUUGCCCACGCAGAGGCAGUCAGGAUGGCAGACAAUGUCAACCGCCACUACAACAAGGCGACGGCGCUGCUUUCUAAGCUCAAGACAAUGAUGGAAAACUACCCAACGGAAGAGCAGGCUCUUGUCGAGCCCAGGUCUCCUCAGAUGACGAGGGCGAAGCUAACGGUUAGAGCUACGGGAGAAGACGGGCAGAAAGUGCGACGGUCCCGAGUCCCACGGAUCACGGUUCCCGGCGAGGUUCUCGCCCCCUACGAAAUUGAAUACGACACCUUUAGCGACGACAGCGAUAUCAGCUCUGAUGAAGAGUCCGAACCGCCAGCUACAAACCGCAGGAUACAAGUUCCCACGCCUCGGAUCAAACUGGUCAGCAACAAGAGCCAGAAAUCUAGUGGCCGCUCUUCACGAGGGCAAUAUGCUACGCCUGCCCUGAGUGCUGCGGCUGCUGCAAAUGCGGCUGCGCUGCUUAACCCUCCCCCUGAGAACGCCGUCAUUGGUAGUCCUGAUGCGCCGUGGCUGCAGUUGACCCAAUAUGAGCUGGCCAAACUAAGGAAACGGAUGAAGAAGAAUGCAACAUGGACACCUAGCGAGACCAUGAUAGCUAGGGAACUGAAGGCCUUGUGUCGUGGGCCAGAUGCUUACAGAGAGGCCAAGAAGAAGGCAGAGGAGGAGGGCCGGGUGUUUGAGGCUACGGUGCCAACGCCCAUCAUUGACAACGAAUCCGGCACUCGACAGAUGCCUGCUGGCGCCAUCAGUGUCGACUCUCUGGCUGCCACCGAAGUACCGACCAGCAACCGGGGCAUGAAGCUCAACGAGGCCAAAAAGCUCAAGAGAGAGCAGCUCGCAAAGUUGGCCGCCGAAGAGGCCGAGGAAUCUGCUCGUAAGAUGCAGCAGGCGGCGAAACUAUUCCUGGGCAGCAGCACGACUUCCAGUAUGACGCCCGAGAACGCGAAGAGUCCUGGACCGCAGCCUAAGCCGCGGACCAACUCCAGAUCUAAGCGAAAGAGAGAGGCUGAAGAUGAGACCAAUGGCGACGCCGCAGCAGCAGCAGCAGCAGCAGCAGCGGCACCGGCAGAAGGCGGUGAAGCAGUGCCAUCAUCGCGGCCGCAGCUAAAGCGCACCAAGACUGAGACACCCGUCCCACCGCCAGUGCCCGGUCUGAUUGCACAGGGCAGCUCGGUCUCCUCCGACAACUCUGCACAAGCUGUCACGACGUCUGGGUCUUCCGUCACUACUAGGUCAGCAACGUCUCCAGUGCCAGGCUCUACCAUUCCAGCCAAUGCGAGCAAUGGCACUGUCACCGUCUCUACUCCCGUGCCUAUCAAGGCUCCAUUCGAAACCCCUGUCCCUCUUCCCAAGACGGAGCCGAGGAUGUCUACCACACCUAUCCCUCCGCCGACGAUUAGAGAGCUGCCCGGGCGAGAGGCCACUAAGCGUGAAACGCGGGGAGAGGCGGCGAAGCGAUCACAGCAACAGCAACAGCAGCAGCAGCUAUCUGCGUCCACGUCACCUCAACUGCCACGAGGCCAAUCAGCGGCGCCUGAACCGUCAUCACGCAGUGGCACACCCAGGUUAACACCUGCUCCAGAGUCGCUCCCUUCUCGCCGACCCGGCUCGCGAGGUAAGGCCGCGAGCCAGGAGCCACAGCCGUCACUGGCCGUGGAUAGAUCUCGCCGUGCCAGUACGGCGCGCAACACACCGGUUCCCGAAGUUAAGCAGCCGGGAAAACGUACCAAACGCCCCGCCCCCGGUGUUGUCAGUACGACUAGCAGCGGCGGUAACAGCGCCGUUGGCAAGCGGAAAGCGGCACCCAAGAGGAAGGCUCGCGCAACUAAGAGAGACAAGGGUCAAGUGACGGAGGAGAUGGUGGAGGUAGACGAUGAGGGCAACCCCAUUGAUCCUGAUGAGCCACGGUAUUGCCUCUGCAAUAGGGUGAGCUUUGGGACCAUGAUUCAGUGUGAUAACGUCGAUAAUUGCAAGCAGGAAUGGUUCCAUCUCGAAUGUGUAGGCCUUUCGGAUAUCCCUGCGCGAACGACGAAGUGGUAUUGCCCCGAUUGUCGUAAGCUUCUCAAUAUUGGUGAGAAGGGAGAGAUUAGUGCGCGGGGAGUUAAGAAGUAG
Trichoderma breve is the source of this 2508-nucleotide messenger RNA. RefSeq names its product PHD-finger domain-containing protein. Gene Ontology annotation, biological process: regulation of DNA-templated transcription. The transcript is spliced from 3 exons. Bases 1 to 2508 code for a protein of 835 amino acids. Lineage: Eukaryota; Fungi; Ascomycota; Sordariomycetes; Hypocreales; Hypocreaceae. Gene Ontology annotation, cellular component: Rpd3L complex; nucleus; Rpd3L-Expanded complex. The record is from RefSeq and is a predicted model, not a curated record.